This is a messenger RNA of Ceratitis capitata (Mediterranean fruit fly), 4318 nucleotides long. It is a transcript of the gene Kpc1, whose product is annotated as E3 ubiquitin-protein ligase RNF123. The record is from RefSeq and is a predicted model, not a curated record. Lineage: Eukaryota; Metazoa; Arthropoda; Insecta; Diptera; Tephritidae. Gene Ontology annotation, cellular component: cytoplasm. Gene Ontology annotation, molecular function: protein binding; ubiquitin-protein transferase activity. The transcript has 18 exons. The coding region runs from base 117 to 4127 and encodes 1336 amino acids.
CUCAUAUUCGUUACUUUCACCAAUUUUAAAAUACAGUUUCUUCUAUUAAAUUACCCAUAUCUUAGCACAUCUACGCUUUUAAUACAAAUGCAUUAGCAGCGCAAUUACGCAAAAUUAUGUCAAUAGCAAAAUUAUUUGUAAAAGUUUUCGGUGAGAAUGUUUUUGAAACGAUUUAUACUGGUGAAAAACACCACCCGGAGGACGAUGAUGAUGAGGCUGCUUGUUCCGCUGCGCCGGAUACGCCAAAACCAAUGAAAUUGGAAGAUAUGAAAUUGCCUGAUCAAAUGGUUAUAGUACGGAAUUGGUUAAAUGAGCGUCUCAAUGUUAUGGAAUCUAAUAGUUCACAUGCAACCAAAACGCAACGAAUUGACAUGGCUUCAAGGCUUGGGCCAGAGCACACAAUUUGUGAUAUUGAUUUUACAUCGACAGUAAGGAUAUCAGCCGAUAGGUUAUCGCUUCGUUCGCAGGGUAGUUUCAAUACAAUAAAGGCCAAUGUUUGCGUUUAUGGUGGGCGUUGGAUGUAUGAGGUACUCCUUCAUAGUAAAGGCGUAAUGCAAAUCGGAUGGUGUUCUAAUAAAUGCACCUUCAAUGAGAACAGUGGUGUUGGUGAUACCAAAUGGAGUUAUGGAUACGAUGGUAGUAAGCAACAGAUAUGGCAUAUUGCCACAUCAAAAUAUGGCGACAAGUGGCAAAUUGGUGAUAUAAUUGGUAUAACCAUCGACAUUGACGACGAAAAAAUUGAAUAUUUGCGUAAUGGAAAGUCAAUGGGAAUUGCUUUCACUAAACUAGAGCGAGGGCCCGGUAUAUCAUUCUUUCCUGCAGUUUCGCUUGGCUAUAAUCAAGGUUUACAAGUUAAUUUUGGCAAUACGCCUUUCAAAUAUCCCGCUGAGGGUUUUAUGCCACUACAGGCAAAACCAAUUGUACGAUUACAAAAAGCUGAUAUCCUACUUGGAUAUUUGGUCAAUUUGUCCAAUGUGUUGGCACACAAUCCAGCGUGUAAGAAAAAGGAACAUACGGAUGGAAAAAUAUCAACAAAGAAAACAGUUUAUGUUGUAUUUGCAACAUUACUGAUUGAGAAACUAACACAAGUUUUAUUCGAUCCAUAUGUCAUUGAAGAUAAAUUGCUACCGCACAUUAUUAAUUUGUGUAGUGUUACUAAUGAAACAGAUCAAGAUUCUAUUUUACCGGGCACACCGGAAAGCACAUUGGGCGCCUUGCUAUCUAUAUUAUGGAAUUAUUUGGAAAAUGAGGAAGUGAAGUUCUUAAUGCGAAAGUUAAUGAAUGCAUUGUUGUCAACAUUUACACAUACUCAUAUCGGUUUGGAUUAUGAGAAACAAAAGCGUGUAAUUACAAUACUCACCUGUAUAUGCAACCAUACACAAACGCGAAAAACAUAUUUGGAAUAUAAAUUUUUCAAAAAACAUUGUUUGGCUUUGCUUAUGUAUAUACGACCACCUGAAUAUAAGUAUAUGCAGCAGCUGGUGCCAGAUUCCAUUGCUUGGACAGAAGGUGUCGGUGGCCCGAAACAGAAAUAUCUUGCACAAGUUGACAAAAUUACUAAAGCAACUGAAGCUAUUUAUAUUAUGCAGAAAAAUCUAUUAAUCCUCUUACUCACUAAUACAGACGGAGACGAAUUGGCACCAUCCAGUCGGAAAAUAUUCAUCUCAAAACUGCGUCGUUACGUAAUGGAUCUUAGUAUGGAGCAGCGAGUAAAGAAACAAAAGAUCAUUUUAUUUUGCCUCAUAAUGCAUCCGAUGGAGUCAACAGUUGCCCUAGCAUUUAUUUGCAUACUCAUUGAUGCCGCAAAAACCUUAUUCGAGCGUGAAUUACCAGCAGCACAAUUGGAAAUAAAACCCGAUUACUUCUUUGAUGGCACUUUUGAAUAUCAACACUUCGAUCGUGUGGGUGGGGUACUAUCGCAUUUGCGCAAAGUACAUCGCAGCGAUAUAUCCACACAUUUGGGUCCUGAGCGUGCACAUGAGUUGUUGGAGGAAGAUCGUACAAUGAUGCGUGUGGGCGAGCUGGUUGACCCUAGCAUGUUUUUAACUGCGACAAAUCUUAAUAAUAUUGGAAUUGUUGGUGCACAGGGACCAGCUGCAACUUUUACGCAUUUUUUUAAUCCACGUCUGAAUCCUGAACCAAACGCAUCACCUGGUAACAGCGAUGCGGAGAGUUCGCUCUCCGAGCUAUUCGACAUCUGUGUACUCUACUACUAUUCAGUUGGACAUAAGUACAUUGUAAAGAUUUCAUCUGUACGAGAUGAAAUUGCCGCCUUAAAUGAGGUUCUGCGUGAAACAAAAUUUUAUCGUGAGGACGUUGAACGCAAACUAAAAGUGCUGGAAGAUCAUGCAAGUGUUUGUAUGAAUGACAAUCAUAGCAAUAUUGUUGCCGAUUUAAAACAGAAAUUUAGUCAGCGUGAAAACGUAUUCGCUAAACGUUCCAUUGAGUUGGCGCGCAAACAGGCUUGGUACCGCGCACUUGCGCUUGGCAAACAACGUCGCAUGAUCAUAGUAUGGUUGUUAGAGAAAACCUUACGUACAUUAAAUGCAUCCUCACAUUUAGGAGCAUUGUUCUCAUUUGUACCUGAAGUGUAUAUAAAUAUACUGCCAAUUUUAUUAGAUACCGUUAUGGAUUUUAGUCAUCAUGAUUUGCAUGUACAGUUUGAAAUAACCGAUGCCGAGUGUGCUGUUAAUGCCGCAGCUGAGUUUCUAAGCUUACACUCUGCUGAUGCGCGUAUCAUUUUGGCCUCGUGCAAGGAUUCUUUACUGCAGGCACUAGGAACAUUGACCUGUCAUAAAGCGGGCAUACGCGCACUAGAGCGUUCACCCAAGAAAAGUCAAAGCGCGCUUGUCCGAUCGCUUUUACGUCCAUAUGAAAAUCGUGCCUGGGGUCAAAGUAAUUGGCUGCUAUUGCGUUUUUGGCUUGGUGAUGGCUAUGCAUAUCGUGAUUCACGUCAACCGAGCAUAUGGCAAGGCGGUAAUCAGCCAAUACAAAUGGGUCUAUGUCGUAGUCGUGCCAAAAACGAAACGCACACUGGCCUACUGCAUCACAUUGCGCCAGCAAAUCCUUCGCGUCACUUUCAAAAAUUAAUCGGGCAAAAGUUGCAAGAAGAUGAGCCAUUCGCGACAGCUUUUUUGAACUCGGUGCUGAGUCAAUUGAAUUGGGCAUUUUCGGAGUUUAUUUUACUAUUGCAAGAGAUUCAAAAUACUGCACACCGUCAGGAGAAUGCCGUUUUUGAACCAAAACAGUUGAAAAUCUGUUCGAUGUGUUUCGAAUUGACCGUUUCGUUGAUGCGUUGUCUGGAAAUGGUCAUCACAGUGGCGCCAGAAAUAUUUCAGGAACCUUCACGUUCCAAUAGUGAUUUGAUAUUGAAUCGUGUGUGCCAAUUAAUUAGUCAAGUCUUAUCGCGUGUCACCGUGCCGCCGGGUUGCUUUCAAUUCAUUGUCGAUAUGUGCUCGUCAGACUUGAAUUCUGUAACUCACUUCCCCAUCAUUACCGCGGCGCUUGGCAUUUUGCUAGCAUUAUUGCGCAGUGAACUCGAUACAGAUCGUAAUCCACAAAAGGUGACGCGCAUUACACGUGCCCUACUCACCGAUCCCAGUUUCCAAUUUGCCAAUUUGGAGUUUGCUUUAGGCGAAAUUAAAACGCCUAUAUUGCAACAAGCUGAAAUACCGCGCGGAAAUUUCGAUCCACAAACACGCGCACAUAUCGAUCCAUUAACUAAUGAUGUGCGUGUGGCAGUGCCAUCGACAUCAUCGAAAAGGAUACGCGCCGAUCCGCCGAUUAUCAAGUUUGCACUCUCUGAUUAUCCAACACACGUAACACCUGAGGAAAUUGACGAGGUGCGUCGUCUAAUAGAAAUGUUACGUCUAAAGCAGUCUUUACUCUCUGAUAUUACAUUGCCUUCGGAGGAUUCACUUUGUCCGAUUUGCUGUGCCAAGCCAAUUACGGUUAUUUUUACGCCGUGUAAACAUCAAUCGUGCAGCAAUUGCAUUAUGCAACAUCUAAUGAACUCGAAAGUGUGCUUCUAUUGCAAAACACUCAUCAAAACCAUUGAAACCAAUGAGGGCACAGUGAUUUAUAAUAACAACGAAUAUACAUCGGCACCUACAUUCUAUGAAAUUUAGUAAAGUGUUUUAAGUCAUUACUGAAACGGAAAAUUGAACAUUAUGUAACCCACCUGAUUCUAGUCAAUAUUUUGUGACAAUUUCAGUAACAAUUUAACUUUAACUACAACUAAAACUGCCUGAAAUGAUAUAUUUAAAAUUAUUUACAAAAGUUACAAAUUUUUACAAAUUCAAACAAACAAAAAAAAAAA